AUGCUCGUCGAUCCGCUCAUACUCCUCAAGGGAUGCUCAUCGACGGUGAAAAGUGGGCUUGUGAAGCUUGCGUCCGCGGACACCGUCGACCCUUCUCCACCUGCUCCGUAUGCAACAACACCCCCUGCCCAACACCAGAAGAGCAUACCAAGCUCAAACGCGAGGCCGAGGCCAAAUCCUCUUCAAAAAAAAACCAAAAUCACAUAUAAGCCACACACACACACAUAUACACACUGGCACAAACAUUUUGUUAUAAAACACCGCAGGCUGAUGUUGGGUUGUUUCAUUGAGUUUCGCUUGUUCCAGAGAGGUGCCGCUAGAGUCUCUUCGCGUUCGAAUUCUGUCUUAGUUCCCAUUGCGCCGAGACCGUCGUCGAAUUCGCCGAGCCCCCAGAGUCGUCCCCAGAUCAUGGCCGGUUCGAGUCCCGUCGUGUCUGCGCCCCAGCAACAGCAGCAGCAACUGCUGCAGCAGCCGUUACAGUCGGAGCUGCACCAAUCGUUUGCACGGUCGAGUAUGGCGCUGCCGUUCACCGGCGGCGAGUUUGUGGCGCCGGCGUUGUGCUCGAUGGGCGAUGUGCCUGUGUCGCUGUCGAUGGUUAGUCCGUUGGAUGCGGAUCCGACGGGGCGGUUGUUGUUUGGGGAGGCGGAGUUCGGGAAUGGGGGGUUCUCGUUGGAGGAUUUGGAUGUUGGGGCGCUGGAGAGGGAGGUUCUGCAGGAGGAUUGGUCGUGGUUGUCGGAGAAUGCGCUCUAA
Molecule: messenger RNA, 750 nt
Organism: Aspergillus pseudonomiae
Lineage: Eukaryota; Fungi; Ascomycota; Eurotiomycetes; Eurotiales; Aspergillaceae
Product: putative Cu-dependent DNA-binding protein
Exons: 3
Coding region: 1-750 (249 amino acids)
Source: RefSeq, a predicted model, not a curated record